UCUUCCUUUCUCCUGCUCUUUUUUCUAUUGUCUUCUUUCUCUAGAUCCAUUCUCUAUAUUUUAUAUCUGUCACCGACAACAUUCGUUUUUCUGUAUUUUUCCUUGACGAUGGCAACAACAAUGUGCGACGAUUGCUGGCAUCGAACAUAGUUUUUCCAGACUCCAAUCGAACAAGUACAAAAGGUAAAAAUGAGAAAGUGAUCACAAAUCUGAGAAUAACUAAAAAAUGAGCCAGAACUAAAGUAAAAACUAGAAAGUAAACUAGAAUAAAAGACAAAAGUAAGCUAGAACUAGAAUUAGAAUGGGAGCGAAAAAAGAAAUCUAAUAAAAGAAUGGAUGACACCAGCAAAAACCUUAUUUUGAAAAACCGAUCAAAUUUCAUUUUUCAACUUGGAAGUUAAAAGAUAUUUGCGCGCUCCAUUUCGGUUAUUUUCUCCCGGGAAUGUCAGUCGCUAAUGGCCGGAGCCAAAUUCCGGCGGCAAGCGGAGGAAUCGAUGAUCAGUCACUCAAACUCGCCGUAGCCAUUUCUCUUCUCCGCUCCAAGGCCAUUCAGAAUCAGCAGCGCCAGAAUCCUCCUACCGUUUCCAGUCCUCCUUCUUCCGAUUCCGACGCUCUCCGAUGGAAGCGAAAGGCUAAGGAGCGGAAGCAAGAGCUCAUUAGGCUUAGAGAAGUUCUGAAGCAAGCUGAAGCUGUAGAUGCAUCGCAUGAUGAUUUGCUUUCCCAAAACGCUACUUGCAAGUGCUUUUUCUUUGAUAAUAUGGGGAAAUUGAACCCUAAGCGGCUCGAAGAUGGUACUGAUAACAGGUUUAAUGACGUUUUACGCCGGAGAUUUCUCAGACAAGUGCGUUAUAGGGAACGGGGGAGAAAGGCAGACAACGCAGUCCAUCGGAAGCGACUUUUAGACUUCAAUGAAGAUGAUGAAGUUGAGCGUCUCCAAGCUUCAGUUGAUUUUCUUGUAGAGCUUUGCGACACUUAUUCUCCAGUCGGGGAGGCCAACUUUAAAAAUUGGGCUCAUCAAGCCGUUGAUUUCAUUCUAGCUUCAUUGAAGGAUCUUCUACCAAAGGGAAGGAACAUGGAGCUUAUUGAAGGAAUUAUUAGCAGCUUGAUAAUGCGUUUAGUCAGAAAGAUGGGUUCUCCUGUGAAAGAUGAACUAGGAGACUCUGUCUCCGAUAUCCGAUUUUAUACGCAGCAGUUAAUCCGUGAACUUGGACGCGAGACAUACAUCGGUCAACGUGCAAUAGUUUAUGUGUCUCAAAGAAUUUCUGCAGCGGGAGAGAGUUUGCUCUUCAUGGAUCCGUUCGAUGACAAUUAUCCCAGCUUACAUGAAUGCUUGUUCAUAAUGAUUCAACUUAUUGAGUUUAUGACAUCGGACUACUUGCAGAUGUGGUCAAAGGAUGAAAACUUCGACAGGCUGCUCUUUGAAGAGUGGAUGAUAUCCAUUCUACACGCAAAAAAAGCUUUAGAACUCUUGGAAAGCAGAAAUGGGCUUUACGUACUAUACAUGGACCGUGUCACCAAUGAGUUGGCUAAUCAAAUAAGCAAUAUUCGGAGACUCAGGGAGCUCAAGCCAGACAUUGUAGACGACCUAAUUAAUUGAUUUAAAGCUAGCCAAUCCAGUUCGAUAUUCUAGUGCUUCAUCCUCUGAUUCUCCAUCGGUUGAAUAUGUACAUUUGAUGUAUCGAAGCAGAAUGAGUGGAUAUCGAAUCAUCAGUUGAAUGUAUAUAUUUGACGUAUGGAAGCGGAGUGUAGAUAUCCUUGAAGUUGGAGUUUUGGAAGAAUGAUUGUAUCUCCAAAAGACUUCAGUUUUAAGUGUGGUCAGCUUCUAGGAGAAUGAAUAUUGAACUUGGAGUCUUUUAAUUGUAGGAUUCUUUUUUGAUUCUAUGGAGUCUAAAAUUUCUGACCUCAAAUGAAGAUAAGUUUUUUAUUUAUAGAGUUCUCGGAUGGAUUUUGUGGGCUUGGGCUUGGUUGGAUCAUGGAACUGGUCUCGAGACCAAUCAAUUGGAAUUUAGCCUAAUUUGGCAUUUUAGCCAAGUUAGGCUUUUUUUUUUGCUUAA
Messenger RNA from Benincasa hispida (wax gourd), 2054 nucleotides. It is a transcript of the gene MPS1, whose product is annotated as multipolar spindle 1. The record is from RefSeq and is a predicted model, not a curated record. Lineage: Eukaryota; Viridiplantae; Streptophyta; Magnoliopsida; Cucurbitales; Cucurbitaceae. Gene Ontology annotation, biological process: meiotic spindle organization; meiotic DNA double-strand break formation; male meiotic nuclear division.